This is a messenger RNA of Bombyx mori (domestic silkworm), 688 nucleotides long. RefSeq lists its product as uncharacterized. NCBI's taxonomy places the organism in Eukaryota, Metazoa, Arthropoda, Insecta, Lepidoptera, Bombycidae. The record is from RefSeq and is a predicted model, not a curated record. The coding region runs from base 141 to 638 and encodes 165 amino acids. The transcript has 3 exons.
UCCAAUUAUCUAUGGGUUCAUGAAGUCAUCUGUCAUUUUAUAGACAAGCAAUACAAAAACAUUAAAUUAUUGUUAAUGUAUUCGCCAGUGCUCAUAAUGUUAUUGAACUAUGGCGUGGCGGUUAAAAAGAUCAACUUGAAAUGAAAUUGCCAUUUAAUAUAGUUUUGACUCCAAUUUUGAAACCGUAUUUGGGAAAUAUAAAGUCGUGUUGUCAACAUUAUACAUUUAUAAUUAGUUACUAUUAUACUUGCUUCUACGGGACUGUCGGCUUAUUUAUUAGUGUUCAUCACCUAAAAACACAUUUAGGAGAACAGCCGAUGGCGUCGACGGAGAAUAUUUACAAUUUCAUGAUCAUUCACGAUUUGAAGAUCAUAGCGACCUCAAUGGGCUUCAUACAAUAUGUUUGUCUGCUUAUAGGAUGUUUAACAGAGAACCCAGCAUUAUUUCUACCUCAUUUAUUCGGGCAGCUUGUCGUAAUAUUCAUUAAAAUAGUGAACGCUUUUCUUUCACUAACAAGAACAAAUUCGAAGUCAUUACGAGGGCUUCUGCACAAAGCACUUAGUAUUUUGAUAAUGACUUUCAAUUGGAUGCAGGAAUUUUGCGUUUUUAGAUUGUUUCUGUGUGUUUGUGAUUUGUGAAAUUAUUUGCUUUUGAUUAAAAUAUAGUUUUGUUUAAAGAAAAUGGAAAA